Messenger RNA from Danaus plexippus (monarch butterfly), 480 nucleotides. RefSeq lists its product as uncharacterized. The record is from RefSeq and is a predicted model, not a curated record. NCBI's taxonomy places the organism in Eukaryota, Metazoa, Arthropoda, Insecta, Lepidoptera, Nymphalidae. The transcript has 5 exons. The coding region runs from base 1 to 480 and encodes 159 amino acids.
AUGGGACAAAACAAUGAAGAACUGGAGACGGUCGGAGAGCGCAGUCGUCGUGAGAGCACGUGGCCCGCGACUCCUUCCGGCGUGCCCUUCCCCAUGCAGAACUCCAGCCACGUCAAGUUCGAACCCCCCGCGGUGCCCGUUAUAUUCGUACUGGGUCUACUCGCAGGUGGUCCUGGCAGUGGGAAGGUGACACACUGUGAUAACCUGAUGCAGGAGAGGCGCGGGAUGGUCCACAUCAACAUGACGGACCUCCUGCAGCAGUACGCCAUCGGCAACGACAUGCUAGACUUUGGCACGCUGUCUAGCAAGACGGUGACCGAGGUCCUGAUGUUGGAGAUGAAAAUGGCCCCCACAGCUCGGACGUAUCGUGUCCGGAUACCCAGAUCCAUGAGGGACGUUGCGGAGUAUUCUGAUAGGUCGCUGGGACUGGUAAUUAAUUCAUAUACACUUAAAGGACUUAAUAGUGUUCAUUUCGGCUAA